This is a messenger RNA of Saccostrea cuccullata (small rock oyster), 1757 nucleotides long. RefSeq lists its product as uncharacterized. The record is from RefSeq and is a predicted model, not a curated record. The transcript has 12 exons. Bases 83 to 1621 code for a protein of 512 amino acids. Lineage: Eukaryota; Metazoa; Mollusca; Bivalvia; Ostreida; Ostreidae.
UUCCUGGUUUAAACAUGUACUAAUAAUGUACUUUCUAUACAAGUCAGUUUAACUUCUGUUUAUUUUAGAGAAAAAUAAGUAAAUGAAGAUACGGGAUAAAAAGUUUGUUCUUGUGUGCUUUUCCUUAGUGAUAUAUAAUGUUGAUAUUACCAACUGCAUACAAAACUCAUGGAACUGGUUUGAAGCUCAACAACAUUGCAGCGAUUCUAAUGACACCCUAAAAACCAGUGGUGUAACUUUGAACUCUGAUCAGCACUGGACUGGUGUUUACCGGCGAUAUUCACCCUGGAUUAAACUUUUAGGGUGUUAUGAUUCUAAAGUCGUCAGUGAACAUAGAACGUUCAAUUUUUUUUUCAACGUUACAUCGGCAGGUUUUUGUCAAGAGAUAUGUGCAACUGUAAAUUCAACUCAUUUUGGAAUUCAGUCAGGAGAAUGUGUCUGCUUUGAAGGCUCCGUUUUUCCAGAGACCCUCUCAUCAGAUCUGUGCAAUAAAUCAUGUUAUGAUGUUGGAGAUAAAGGAGCAAUUAAGUUUUUGGAAUGUGGGGGUCCGAAUGCAUAUACUGUAUAUACUUCAGAAGCCGACAAAGUAAAAAGAGGGGGAUCAUGUCUUGCAGUAAACUGUGGUGGUUCUGUGCAGGGCUUUUCAUACUCUUCAAAUUGUUCUGAGUCAUACUUUGGAGCCUGUGUCUAUAAAGAAUAUCUAGGAUGUUUUAAAGACCAGCCAAAUCGAACCUUAUCUGGAAUCAACCGUAUAGGAGACUUUACUUUGACUGUAGAAAGCUGUAGGGAGUUUUGUACGGACUACCAGUUCUAUGGAGUUAUGUUUGGUGGAGAAUGCUUUUGCGGGAAUUUUUUUACAUCAUUUAUCAAAAAGCCUGAAAGAGAAUGUAAUAUGAAGUGUAAUGGGGACACAAGGCAAACUUGUGGUGGUGCCGACCGGAUCAACAUCUACAGUAAUUUAAAUUACGAGACAGAGAUAAAAACAAACUGGACAUCAUCAAUGCAGAUUUGUAAAACAAGGUCUCCCUCGUCUUACUUAAUUGGAAACGUCUCCCUGACUGACGCCACUUUAGCUUGUAAACAAUUGCAAAGGAGACAGAGAGGGAUAUCCUGGCUAAGCAUCGCAAAAGAAAUGUGUACUGGGUUUGAUCGAGAGACCCAGCUUAAAUUUCUGACAGGUGUUGCUGUUAAAAUCCAAGAAAAAGAAACGUUUCACCAGUGCCAAAAAUGCAACCGGACUGGCUGUGAAUUUGUCGAUUGUUUUGAAAAGCUUGAUUAUUUAAUUUGUGAAAAGGACUCAGGUUUUGAAAUACCUCAAAGGAAAGCGACAGAUUCCUUGAAUAACCAAGGACUGCUGACUGGAGUGGUAAUCUGUGGUAUACUAGUCGUUAUAUUAACUGGAAUCGUCAUCUUCUUAAUCAUCUAUAUUAUAAGAAUUAAGGAAAGAACACAUUCUUCUGACAAUAACAAGAAGAACUAUACAAGCAAUUCAUCAACUGUUGUGGUAACCGGUCGUCCAACGUCAGCCUAUACCACAUUAAAUCCAAGUCAAGUAAAUGACACAAAUGAACAGCAUUACACCGGAUUAUCGAAUGUUUCUGAGUGUAUUGAGAUUCACUAAUUAUUCGUGGUCACAUGUACAUUGACAAUUUUGUUAAAUAAUGCAGCUUAGAUGAAAGUUGUUUUAAUAAAAAUGAAGAUAGAAAAAAUAAGGAGGAGAAAAGAGACAAACUAGACAAGAGGGAAAGUUUUUGACU